AUGGCUCCCCGCGGCAGGCGGCGGUCGCCCAUCUCGCUCGUAUCCGGACUGUCGAGCAGUCCGAUGCUCACGCUUUUCGUCUUCCCAUGCCUUCUGUUCCUUAUCAGCUUCACAAGUCCGGUCGCUGCCGCUGGAUCGGGCGUCAUCGGCAUUGAUGUCGGCACGGAAUAUAUCAAAGCAGCGCUCGUCAAGCCGGGCAUCCCUCUCGAGAUCAUCUUGACCAAGGAUUCGAAACGCAAGGAAUCGGCCGCAGUGGCGUUCAAGCCUACUCGGGAAAAUGACGCGGUGUUCCCAGAGCGGUUUUAUGGCGGUGAUGCCCUUGCACUUGCCGCAAGAUACCCGGACGAGGUGUACGCGAAUCUGAAGUCGUUGCUGGGCGUUCCGUUUGAAGGGGAGGAAAGCAUCGUCCAAACAUAUCACGAUCGCUAUCCAGCGCUGAGGUUGGAAAGCGCUCCUGGUGAGCGCGGCACGGUUAGCAUUCGGAGCUCGAAGCUUGGUCAAGAGGAGGGAAAAGAACCGUUCUUGAUCGAGGAGAUUCUGGCGAUGCAGUUGAAGCAGAUCAAGGCCAAUGCGGAUUCUCUGGCGGGCAAGGGAUCGGAUAUUCGGGAUGUCGUCAUCACGUACCCUGCGUUCUAUACCGCGGAGGAAAAGAGAAGUCUCGAAUUCGCGGCUGAGCUGGCAGGCUUGAACGUCGAUGCGCUUAUCAGCGAUGGCUUGGCUGUUGGCCUGAAUUAUGCUACCAGCCGUACCUUCCCUAGUGUCUCUGACGGACAGAAACCGGAAUAUCACGUUGUCUAUGAUAUGGGCGCCGGCUCUACCACGGCCUCCGUCCUUCGUUUCCAAGCCCGGUCCGUGAAAGACGUCGGUCGUUUCAACAAGACGAUCCAGGAAAUUCAGGUGAUGGGAACCGGUUGGGACAGGACGCUUGGUGGUGAUGCUCUAAAUGACCUCAUUCUAAACGACAUGAUCGAGACUCUGGCUGGGAAUCCCAAGCUGAAGGAUCGUGCGUCCACCUCCGAUAUCAGGUCGCAUGGAAAGACAGUGGCUCGUCUUUGGAAAGAUGCGGAGAAGAUCAGGCAGAUCCUAAGCGCAAACACCGAAACAGGCACGACGCUUGAAAGUCUCUAUGAGGAGGAUUUGAACUUCAAGUACAAGAUCGCUCGCUCCCGGUUCGAGCAACUGGCCAAGGACUAUACGGACAGAGUGGGCACACCACUUGAGCAAGCGCUGGCAGUAGCAGGUCUGGAUCUGAACGAUAUCGACUCGAUCAUUUUGCAUGGUGGAGCCAGCCGGACCCCAUUCGUCCAGAAAGAGCUGGAGCGGUUCUGCGGUUCUUCUAACAAAAUCAGGACCAAUGUCAACGCUGAUGAAGCCGCUGCCUUUGGCGCGACCUUCAAGGGUGCUGCUCUCAGUCCCAGCUUCCGAGUUAAAGACAUCCGGGCUAGUGACGCCGCUACGUACGCCAUCUCGCUCCAGUGGAAGACUGAAACCAAGGAGAGGCAGCAGAAGCUCUUCACCCCGACGUCUUCUGUCGGUCCUGAAAAACAAGUCACUCUGAAGAAUCUGGAUGACUUCGAGUUUAGCUUCUACCAGCAGGUCGGCAACGGCGAGGCCUUAACCGAUUUGCCAAUCCUGGGCGUACAGACAACCAAUCUCACUGCGUCUGUGACGAAGUUGAAGGAGGAAUUCGGAUGCACAGAGGCCAAUAUUACCACCAAGUUCUCUGUCCGCCUCAACCCCAUCGACGGACUCCCAGAGGUUCUGAGCGGGUCCGUCAGCUGCGAAGUUGAGGCCCAGAAGAAGGGCAGCGUUGUGGACGAUGUGAAGGGAUUCUUCGGGCUGGGCUCCAAGAAGGAAGAGGAAGCGCCUCUCGAAGAGGAUGGCGAGCCGACCGAGUCCAUUACCCUCGAGGCGGAGGAUCCCCAGACCUCCACUUCGACUUCGGCCGAGUCAACCUCGACUGUCUCUGUCAAGGAGGCCAAGAAAGCGGCGCCCCAGACUCAAAUCGAAGCCAUUCCCAUCAAGUUUACCACGUCGGCCUUGGGAACGCCUGCCCCGUCUGCGGCCGAGCUUGGUCGUAUCAAAGCACGCCUGGUCGCCUUUGAUGAUUCGGACCGUGAGCGUGUCCUGCGCGAAGUGGCACUUAACGAGCUUGAGUCCUUCAUUUACCGGAGCCGUGACCUAGUGGAAGAUGAAAGCUUCGCCCAGUUCGUCAAGGCUGACCAGCUGGCCCUGCUGAACGAGCGCGUCGCCGCUGCAAGUGAAUGGCUGUACGACGAUGGCGAUAACGCCAAGACUCCUGCGUUCCAGGAGAAGCUCAAGUCUCUGCAAGAUAUUGUUAGUCCCGCUCUGAAGAGACGAGAAGAGAGUUCGUCGCGGCCUGCUCGCGUCAAGCUGCUGCAGGACACAUUGAAAAGUGCCAAGUCAUUCGUCGACCUCCUCGAGACGCAGAUUCAGAACGAUGAGGAGCUUUUCUCCUCGUCACUUUCCUCGACCACUGCGACCGAGUCAGACAGCUCGUCCACCGCAGCAUCUGCCAGUGAGUCUGCGACAUCUGCCACAGCCGAUCCGUUCGAGGAGCUCGACGACGAUCCUUAUUCGACCUCCACCACCUCGACGCCGACAGCCACACCUUCCGCCAAGCCGUCUGCACCCAAGUACUCGGUUUUCCAGCCGGCAGAUCUAGCCAGCCUGUCCAAGACCUACAAUUCGAUCAACGGCUGGUUCGAGGCACAACUAGCCGUGCAGGAGACUCUCACCGACUCCGACGACCCGGCUCUAACUGUGUCGGAGGUGAACGUGCGCCUCCGCGAGCUGGAGCGCACUCUAAACCGCGUCUACGAGAAGAUGGGUGCUGCGGCAGCCCGGUCGGGCAAGGGAUCCGGAUCAUCCAAGGAGGAGCGGCCCAAGAAGAAGAGCGACAAGAAGGCGGACAAGGAGAAGAAGGAGAAGGAGAAGACCUCGUCCGUCAAAGAUGAACUGUAA
Messenger RNA from Penicilliopsis zonata CBS 506.65, 2985 nucleotides. RefSeq lists its product as hypothetical. Bases 1 to 2985 code for a protein of 994 amino acids. Gene Ontology annotation, molecular function: ATP binding; ATP-dependent protein folding chaperone. The record is from RefSeq and is a predicted model, not a curated record. Gene Ontology annotation, biological process: negative regulation of hypoxia-induced intrinsic apoptotic signaling pathway; endoplasmic reticulum unfolded protein response; cellular response to hypoxia. The transcript has a single exon. Gene Ontology annotation, cellular component: endoplasmic reticulum chaperone complex. NCBI's taxonomy places the organism in Eukaryota, Fungi, Ascomycota, Eurotiomycetes, Eurotiales, Aspergillaceae.